GCUGAAGAAAAUCCACUUUUCCAUCCUUCUAAGUUCCAAGGAGCAUCAGCCGCUCGGAAUUGCCACAGAGCCGGCGUGGACUUGAUGAAUAUGGGAUGUCAGUGUUGCAAGGGUUCUUUUGUUCUUUAAAGGUCGUCAAGGGUUUGAGAUUUAUUCUCCCACUGGAAUAUUCUAAAGGGUCAUGAGUCAAAUUGAUGCACCCCGGCCUCUUAACUGGACCAUUCGUAAGCUGUGCCACGCUGCCUUUCUCCCUUCUGUCAGACUUCUCAAGGCUCAGAAAUCAUGGAUCGAACGAGCUUUUCACAAGAGAGAAUGUGUACAUAUCAUACCCAGCACCAAAGACCCCCAUAGGUGUUGCUGUGGGCGUCUUAUAGGCCAGCAUGUUGGUUUAACGCCAAGUAUUACCAUCAUUCAAAAUGAGAAGAACGAGGGCAGACUAAAUCGCAAUGAUGUGCAAUCUGAAAAGUGGUCAGUUGGGAAACAUACGCAGCUCAGCCCCACCGAUGCCUUUGGGACUAUUGAAUUCCAAGGAGGGGGCCACUCCAAUAAAGCUAUGUAUGUACGUGUAUCGUUUGACACAAAACCUGAUCUUUUACUGCAUCUUAUGACAAAAGAGUGGCAACUAGAACUUCCCAAACUUCUAAUAUCUGUCCAUGGUGGCCUCCAAAACUUUGAACUUCAGCCAAAACUCAAACAGGUCUUUGGCAAAGGCCUAAUUAAAGCUGCCAUGACAACAGGGGCCUGGAUAUUUACUGGUGGAGUCAACACAGGAGUCAUUCGCCAUGUUGGUGAUGCAUUGAAAGACCAUGCGUCAAAAUCAAGAGGGAAGAUCUGCACCAUCGGUAUUGCUCCUUGGGGGAUUGUAGAGAACCAGGAGGACUUAAUUGGUAAAGAUGUCGUUCGUCCCUACCAAACCAUGUCAAACCCUAUGAGUAAAUUGACAGUACUCAACAGCAUGCACUCACACUUUAUCCUUGCUGACAAUGGAACCACUGGAAAAUAUGGGGCUGAAGUGAAACUGCGGCGACAGCUAGAAAAGCACAUUUCUCUCCAAAAAAUCAAUACAAGAAUUGGACAAGGAGUUCCAGUUGUUGCACUUAUUGUAGAAGGUGGGCCUAAUGUGAUAUCAAUUGUCUUGGAAUAUCUUCGCGACAGCCCACCAGUCCCCGUUGUAGUCUGUGAUGGCAGCGGACGUGCAUCUGACAUUCUUGCCUUUGGUCAUAAAUACUCAGAAGAAGGAGGCCUUAUCAAUGAAUCAUUAAGGGACCAGCUAUUAGUUACAAUUCAGAAGACAUUCACGUACACUCGAACCCAAGCACAGCACCUUUUCAUGAUCCUCAUGGAAUGUAUGAAGAAAAAGGAGCUGAUUACUGUGUUCCGAAUGGGUUCAGAAGGUCAUCAAGACAUUGAUUUAGCAAUCCUUACAGCUCUUCUAAAAGGUGCCAAUGCUUCUGCGCCUGACCAACUUAGCCUUGCGUUAGCUUGGAACCGAGUGGAUAUAGCUCGAAGUCAGAUCUUUAUAUAUGGACAACAGUGGCCGGUGGGGUCCCUAGAACAAGCAAUGCUCGAUGCUCUAGUUCUGGACAGAGUUGAUUUUGUGAAAUUACUUAUAGAAAAUGGAGUAAGCAUGCAUCGCUUCCUCACACUCUCAAGACUAGAGGAAUUAUACAAUACAAGACACGGCCCAUCAAAUACCUUAUAUCACUUGGUCAGGGACGUAAAAAAGGGCAACCUACCUCCGGAUUACAGGAUAAGUCUGAUUGACAUUGGGCUUGUUAUUGAGUACCUCAUGGGAGGAGCUUAUCGUUGCAACUACACAAGGAAGAGAUUUAGGACUCUAUAUCACAAUUUGUUUGGACCAAAAAGACCAAAAGCCUUGAAACUACUCGGGAUGGAGGAUGACAUCCCAAUUCGGAGAGGAAGAAAGACAACAAAGAAAAGAGAAGAAGAGGUGGAUAUCGACUUAGAUGACCCAGAGAUCAAUCACUUUCAUUUCCCUUUCCAUGAGCUCAUGGUGUGGGCCGUAUUGAUGAAGCGUCAGAAGAUGGCCUUGUUCUUUUGGCAGCAUGGAGAGGAGGCAAUGGCCAAGGCCCUUGUAGCUUGUAAAUUGUGUAAAGCUAUGGCACAUGAAGCAUCAGAAAAUGACAUGGUGGAUGACAUAUCACAGGAGCUAAACCAUAACUCCAGAGAGUUUGGGCAGCUGGCAGUGGAGUUAUUAGACCAGUCGUACAAGCAGGAUGAGCAGCUGGCAAUGAAACUCCUGACCUAUGAGCUGAAGAAUUGGAGUAAUGCCACAUGCCUGCAGCUUGCCGUAGCAGCCAAGCAUCGAGACUUCAUUGCUCACACAUGCAGCCAAAUGCUUUUGACAGAUAUGUGGAUGGGAAGGCUCCGAAUGCGCAAAAAUUCAGGUCUUAAGGUCAUUCUAGGAAUUCUACUACCUCCCUCCAUUCUCAGCCUAGAAUUCAAAAACAAAGAUGAAAUGCCCUACAUGUCUCAGGCUAACGAAAUAGAUCUACAAGAGAAAGAAGUUGAAGAGCCUGACAAGACUGUCAAGGAUAAAGAAGAUGAUGACAUGGAGCUGACGGGAGUGGUGAGGGUGUGGAAUCGACCACCUGAGGAAACAAUUCAAGAAAGAAUGGUGGACUACAAGACAAAAUUAAAUGCUGCAAUGCUGGCUAGAGGCAAUGGAGAUUCAUCUAGAAAGAAAGAUGAGGACGAUCACCCAAGACAUCGCUUAAUUCCUCUUGGAAGAAAAAUCUAUGAAUUUUAUAAUGCUCCAAUUGUUAAAUUCUGGUUCUAUACAAUGGCCUACAUGGGAUAUCUCAUGCUAUUUAACUACAUCGUGUUAGUAAAGAUGGAUCGGUGGCCAUCAGCGCAGGAGUGGUUUGUCAUCUCAUACAUUUUCACCCUGGGAAUAGAAAAAAUGAGAGAGAUAUUGAUGUCGGAGCCAGGAAAGCUAUUGCAGAAGUUUAAAGUGUGGUUGCAGGAAUAUUGGAAUGUCACAGAUCUUAUCUCCAUCCUGUUGUUUUCCAUUGGAAUGAUAUUUCGUUUACAAGAGCAACCCUUCAGCAGCUAUGGAAGAGUAGUGUAUUGUGUGAAUAUCAUCUACUGGUAUAUACGAUUGCUUGACAUCUUUGGUGUGAACAAGUACCUUGGGCCCUAUGUGAUGAUGAUUGGCAAAAUGAUGAUUGACAUGAUGUAUUUUGUUAUUAUUAUGUUGGUCAUUUUAAUGAGUUUUGGUGUUGCAAGGCAAGCCAUUCUCUUCCCCAGUGAAGAACCCUCAUGGAAGUUGGCUAAGAAUAUUUUCUACAUGCCUUACUGGAUGAUCUACGGAGAAGUGUUUGCAGACCAGAUAGACCCACCAUGUGGAUAUAACGAGACUGCAGAAGAUGGAAAAGUAACUCAGUAUCCUCCCUGCAAAACUGGAGCCUGGAUUGUUCCUGCUAUUAUGGCGUGCUACCUCUUGGUUGCAAACAUUCUCCUUGUAAACCUCUUAAUAGCAGUAUUUAACAAUACAUUCUUUGAAGUAAAAUCAAUAUCAAAUCAAGUUUGGAAAUUUCAGAGGUACCAAUUGAUAAUGACGUUUCAUGAAAGGCCUGUAUUGCCACCUCCUUUGAUUAUAUUUAGCCAUUUUACCAUGAUAUGCAAGCACCUCUGCUGUCGAUGGAGAAAGCAUGAGAGUGACCAGGAAGAAAGAGACUAUGGAUUAAAGUUGUUUAUAACAGAAGAUGAGCUUAAAAAAGUACACGAUUUCGAAGAACAAUGCAUAGAAGAAUAUUUCAGAGAAAAAGAUGACAGAUUUAAUUCUUCAAAUGAUGAAAGAAUUCGAGUCACUGCAGAAAGAGUGGAAAACAUGUCUAUGCGCCUGGAAGAAGUGAAUGAACGAGAACAUAUCAUGAAGGCUUCCCUUCAAACUGUAGAUAUCAGACUGGCUCAGCUGGAGGAAAUGCUAGGGAGAAUGGCUACUGCAAUGGAACGACUUGCUGGGGUUGAAAAGGGAGAAAUAAAUAAAGUAAGAUCUAGAACCUCUUCAGAUUGCACAGAUGCAGCAUACAUAAUAAGACAGAGCAGCUUUAACAGUCAAGAAGGAAAUGCCUAUAAACUCCAUGAGAUUGAUCCUGUAGGAGAAGAACCUUUGUCUCCUACCUCUCCUACCCUUAUCCCACGAAUGAGAAGUCAAUCUUUCUAUUCAACAAACUUUAGGGACAAAGGGGGUUUUGACAAAUUUGAAGGUUUUUUUAAGGAAAGAACAGUAAAUCUUCACAGAGCUACAAGCUCACACUCCAUAUCAAAAGAUACAAAGCCUCCUCCUUCUCCAAUAAACUCUUUGUCUGUUGCCCCAGAAUCAAGAAGGCCUUCUUCUUGUAUAGACAUAUAUGUUUCAGCUAUGGAUGAAGGACAUUUUGCUCUGGAACCUGGAGAGAGCUCAAUGAAUGUAGCCAGUGCUGAUCACAUGACAGAUUUAAAUUCAGCAGGUCGAGCCUGCAGCACUGGAACACACUGUUCUAAAAGUUGUAGUAGGAAUCCUAGUUAUGAGGAAGGCACAUCAAUGGAUCCAUGUGUAUAUCCUCCAGAAGUCACCAAUGUUCCAAACAGCCAAAAUCCUUGGGACACAGAUCCACCUACAUACCACACACUUGAGCGUUCCAAAAGUAGUCGUUUGUUGGCAACUGCACCUUUUAUCCUGGAGGAAACACCAAUAGUAAAAUCGCAGAGUUUUAUGUUUUCUCCUUCUAGAAGUUACUAUAACAAUCUUGGAGUGCCUGUAAAGACUGCAGAAUAUACAAGUAUCACAGACUGUAUUGAUACAAGAUGUGUCAGCAGUUCUCCACAAGCCACUGCGGAACGGUCUACAUCUCCGGGAUGUGUUAGAGAAAAAAUUGAAGACCUUAGUUCUUGCCAUCCAGAAAGAGAGGCAGAACUUAGUCACCCAAGCUCAGACAAUGAGGAUAAUGAAGCAGAUUUGAAAAACAAGUGUACAACAUCCACUUUAACUGCACAUGAAAGCUCUAGAACUCUCUCCAACAAUAUAGCAUUCCCUAAAAUAGAACGAGCAAAUAGUUACUCAGCAGAGGAGCCUAGUUCAAUGUAUGCCAACACAAAGAAGAGCUAUUCAAUAAGUGAUAAACUUGAUAGGCAGCGUACCACGACAGGCCUUAGAAAUCCAUUCCAAAGGAGCAAGUCAUCUAGACCAGAGAGUCGAGGAGAUAAUCUAUCCAUGAGAAGACUUUCAAAAACAGCAGCCUUCCGUAGUUUUGAGAGCAAGCAUAGUUAGAUCUAGAGCAUUUUUCUAAAUUAAAUAAGGGAGGGGUUAUUAAAUUAUUCAAACACAUUUUCUAUCUCAAUACAAUGUCCUCACAACACCGUGGAACAUCAGUAAGGGCCAAAGCUGACACACGUCUAACAAUCAUUUUGUGAUAUCUGUUAAUCAAUUAGCUUGCUGAAUACUCAGUAAGGUGGUAUUUGUAGUUUAUGCUUCAUGAUAAUGAUUUAAUGUGAUUGAUUUACUGCACAGUUGAAUUCAAACAAAAAAAAAUAUGCAUCUCCCCAAAGUCUUUAUUAAAUUACCUAGUUUUGAAAAGUAUAGUUCGUUGGAUUGCAUUGUUCUGAUUUCCUAGAAACUGUUACCAAGUUUGCACAGAGAGAAUUUUAUAAUGUAACACAAAAAUGUGCAUUGGUUUUCUUGUGUUAACUCUCUCAUAUUAAAGCCUCUCAUGUCCUGUUAAAUGUAUUGUAAUGUAACAGGAGCUCUCAGGUCCUGAAAUUGGCUAUGCCAAGUGCAACUUUAUGAAUCAUGUCCAGCAGACAAACAACACAACAUAAUUAUGACAUGAUUAUUGACCUUUCUAUUCUGUAUUGACUCCCAGUGCCACACUACGGUUCAUCCUUUGUUCUUUUUUUGAGGGUCUGGUGGCAGAAGGAAAAAAAAUGCUUUUGCAUCACCAAGUACAGAUGAAAGAAUUUCUCCAGAAAGUACAUUCAAAUAAACUUUUUUGUCUUUCAUGGGCAUUCUAGCACAGUUGAGCAAGCUCAGGAUGAAUGUAAUUUAAUGGUUUAAUGUUAUAUAUAUUUAUUUUUUUACCAUGUGUUGUUAAUGCAGUUGCCUCAGUAAAUGCAUGCUUUAAAAAGUGAAGCUAACAUGCUGAUGAUAUGCUUGUGAGAGGAGUGUGUAAUGAAUACAAUCACUGUGUUACUGCAAACACUGCCAGAGUUUUCCUACUGUUCUGUUGUUACCAGCACAUUGAACUCAUUACAGUACUAAUGAUCAAGUUGAUAUUUCCUUUUCAUUUGUAAUACAAUAAUAAUAGAGUAAACUUUUUUCAACAGCACUGUCAUUGAUGUUACCCUAUGUAAAUAUAUAAUGUAUUAUGUGUUGAAAUAACCUAUUGUGUAUGAUGUCAUGGGAAGAGGAAAAGAUAAAAUAUGGCUUACUGGAUAUUCCUCUUAUAAAAUACAGUUAUAUUUUAAUUGGUAAUAAAAAUAGGCAGUGUUGAAUUAAAUGCAAACGAAAAUACCAUUUUGAGAACAGAUUGCUGGAUAAUGCAUCCACAAAAUAAAAUGGUGGAGCAUGCAAAGAAAAAAAAUGUACCUAAUACUAAUACUGGAAAAAUACAUUUCUCAAAAGUAAUCCAUAGAAAUAAAAAAAUAAUAAUAUAGUGUAAAUCUGUGUGCAUAAAAUAUAUACAUAUGUGAUUUCCAAAUGGCAACUCACAUAAUAUAGAGCUAAAUAAAAGUAGUGAAGCAGUUGGUGUCUUAAAAGUUCUACACAACCUUCUGGAUGAAUGAUAUUGAUGGAUGGUAACCCCAAAAAUAAAUUCAAAGAUCAGCCACUAAAGGUGCUUCCUGGUCUUUCACGCAAUUUAACUUCACAAAACGACGUGUACUUUGCAUGAAGACAUGUAGCUUAUUGAAAAUCCCCACAUGAAAGCAUUGAUUCAAUGCUUUCUAUGAGAGAAGCCCAAUGUAAGCGUGUCGCUCGCCGUGCCUGUUCACUUGGUCGUACCCCCCUCCUCCCAUUGCUGAGGUUGGAGGAGGCGGAGAGCAAUCUAGCGCUGAGGGACCUACAGUGUUAAGAAAACAAUUCCUUUAAGGACAAAAUAGCCAAAGUGCAAAAAGUCUCUAAACCAGCAAUGCUUUCAGUUUGGGCCCUUUUAUUCGAAAUUUGUAAUUCACUUUGACUUCUCAUUUUAGUAAAUAGCCCUGUUAGUCAAACAAUGUCUUCCCAGCAAAGUGUAUCAUUUCAUUUAAAUACAUUGGUGGAAAGAAGCAAUGGAGACUAUGUAGGUGAGAGGAUAAUCGCUGUUCUGUUAUAACUAGAAAAAUGUGGUCAAAAGUGAUAUUGUUAACUAAAGCAAAUGCCGUAUAACAAACCCUUUCAACUGGCUAGUUGUUCUGUACUUUUAUUUUAAAUACCACAAAUUAUUAUUGAGUGCUAGGGUUCAAUUAAUACUGCAUGAAUCAAACUACAUGGGCAGUUUGUGAAUGUAAAAUUAAAACAUGUAAAGAGGGUUUUUUUCUAGGGCAAGGUGCAAAAUAAGAAGCAAUGACCCAGCACCAAGGGACAUCAACACUGGGAUUUGGGAAGUAAUUCAAGGGUUUUUUAAACCCUUUAUUCGCUAGGGAUGUGCACGAGGGAGUUGGGGUCAAAGGGCUCCAUAGUGUCAAAGGGCUCCAUAGUGGAAUACAACUUUGUAUUUGUAACAGAUACCUUUAAUGUUUUAUGUACUUUAACGGCAAUAAAAAAUUAUUAAUAGUGAAUAGAUAAGAAAGGGAAUAGGUGACUCGCAUCUGUGAAACUUGGUUUAUAUGCAAUGUGCAAUACUUCUGGGUUUAAAAGUCAAUAAAAAUCCUCAGUCAAUGGGGAACAUUAGCAGCAUAAGCUUGUGCAAGGGGUGUUUCAGAUGUGACUAAGUACAUCCUAAUCCAGGAUCAUAUUAUCCUCCCUGUCCCCCAUUUAACAUCUUUUGAGUCAGUUUGAUUUAGCUUCUUAUUUAGGUUAAGAUAAAUAUUGUUUAAAUGAUCUACUGCAGUGAUAUUUUUUUACUACUAUUUUUAACUAUAGUUCAGUUGAUCUAUUUAACCAACUCGAUCCCCCUUCCCCCCACCCCUAAUUCUGUGUAAUAUAACACAUACAGAUACAUACACGGAAACACAUGCCCCUUCAAUGCGGCCCCGGCGGUUGUUCCGUGCGGCCAGGGCCGCCCCACAAUCUCGGCAGGCUCCGCGGUCGCAGGGGGCGGCCGGGCCCCCUGGAGUGAACGGGCGUUCUCAUCUGUGACACCUGCGACCACGGUAGUUCUGCUACUGCAUCUA
Messenger RNA from Pelobates fuscus (common spadefoot toad), 8313 nucleotides. It is a transcript of the gene TRPM3, whose product is annotated as transient receptor potential cation channel subfamily M member 3. Gene Ontology annotation, cellular component: plasma membrane. NCBI's taxonomy places the organism in Eukaryota, Metazoa, Chordata, Amphibia, Anura, Pelobatidae. The record is from RefSeq and is a predicted model, not a curated record. Gene Ontology annotation, biological process: monoatomic cation transmembrane transport; metal ion transport; protein tetramerization. The transcript is spliced from 26 exons. Gene Ontology annotation, molecular function: monoatomic cation channel activity. The coding region runs from base 182 to 5275 and encodes 1697 amino acids.